This is a messenger RNA of Caenorhabditis elegans, 1263 nucleotides long. RefSeq names its product CHK kinase-like domain-containing protein (gene T16G1.3). The transcript is spliced from 7 exons. The record is from RefSeq and is marked reviewed. Bases 1 to 1170 code for a protein of 389 amino acids. Lineage: Eukaryota; Metazoa; Nematoda; Chromadorea; Rhabditida; Rhabditidae.
AUGAAUACUGAAGCAAGACUUGGAGAGAAUACAAAGUUCACAGUCGUUGGAGAUGGAAAUGGUUUCAUGAGUCGCGUGAUUCUUGUUGAACCCGAUUGGACGGUCCACGGUGAACAUCUCCCAAAUCGUUUUGUUCUUAAAAUCACGUCUUGUAUGCAUGUUCUCAAUGUUUUGGAUCAAAUGAAUCUUCAAGAUAAAAGUGAAUCUGCUUUAUGGUCAAUUUUUGAAUAUGAAGCACAAGGUCUGCAUAACCGAGAAGUGAAUUUAUACGAAAUUAUUGGAAAAUGGAAUAUGGAUGAUGUACUUAUGAGCCCUAAAGUUUUCUUUUCGAAGAAAUUUGAUUCUGAAAAUUUGACGAAAGGAUUUUUUGCAAUGGAAUAUGUCGAUAAUGCAAUCACAAGACAUCUGUAUAUAAACUUAAAAUCAUACGAACUUCAUUCGAUAUUAAAAUCUCUUGCCGUUUUCCAAGCUGAAAGUCUUAAGUUGAACAAAAGAGAGCAAGAAAGUGUUACUGGAUAUGACUUGGAAAAGAUUGUUGGAAAAAUGUUUAGCCAGAAUGGGCUCAACAGUAUUUUUGAACAAGUCCGCCAGAUUAACAAGGAAGAACUAUCUGAAGCUGCAGAUAAAAUUGCAGUGUUUGGCGUUGAGCUGGUUAAUUUUGAUUUGGUGAAGAACUUGAACAAUUAUUUAGGAAUCAAGAAAAAUGUUUUGGUGCAUGGUGAUUUGUGGUCAGCUAAUAUAAUGUGGAAAGAGAACAAAGACGAAUUCCGUGUCGACAAAAUUAUUGAUUAUCAGUCGAUUCAUUUGGGAAAUCCAGCCGAAGAUCUUGUGCGCCUGUUCAUUUCUACACUCUCCGGUUCCGAGAGACAAAAAUAUUGGGAAAAGCUUCUAGAGCAAUUUUACGAAUAUUUCAUAGAAGCUCUUGAAGACAAAAAUGUUCCAUAUACUCUUGAGCAGCUAAAAGAAUCAUAUCGUUUGUACUUUGUGACCGGAAGUCUUCUCAUGUUACCGAUGUUUGGUCCCAUUGCUGAGGUUAAACUCGCUGAAAUGUCAGAUCCAGAUGAAGUUAAAAAAUACCGAGAGAUUUUGACCGAGAAAACAAAACGUCUUCUAAAUGACAUGGAACAUCGGCACUUGUACACUAGAGAAAUCAUCAAAAAGUGGAAAUAGGACGAUUUCAAAAAUUAAUUCUUUGAAUACGCUUGUUUGCAAAGUUUACACGUGAUGUGUUAUCACCAGUUCGCAGUUUAAUAAAUCUAGAAA